This is a messenger RNA of Vespa crabro (European hornet), 9081 nucleotides long. RefSeq names its product TGF-beta receptor type-1 (gene babo). Gene Ontology annotation, molecular function: activin receptor activity, type I; activin binding; ATP binding. Gene Ontology annotation, cellular component: plasma membrane; activin receptor complex. NCBI's taxonomy places the organism in Eukaryota, Metazoa, Arthropoda, Insecta, Hymenoptera, Vespidae. Gene Ontology annotation, biological process: activin receptor signaling pathway; cellular response to growth factor stimulus; nervous system development. The record is from RefSeq and is a predicted model, not a curated record. The transcript is spliced from 9 exons. The coding region runs from base 1286 to 2941 and encodes 551 amino acids.
CGACAUUAGCAAAUCGCGAGUUGUAGUAGACUGAUUGUCAUAGCGUAUCGUGCUAUUUGGUGGCAAGUGUAAGAAGUGCGUGUGAUCGGCGUGACAACGCGACGAGACAACGACGGCAAAAUCUUACGGAGUAUCGAAAUUUCUAAUGUGGAUGGAUUUAAUGAAAAUAAUGAGAAUUUGUCAGAGAUUGUCGGGUGUCGUGUAGGAAAAAGGAGAAUAGUAAUAACGGGGACGGGUACAGUGACGGCGACAGGGGGGGGGGAAGAGUAUCGUGGUGGAAGUGGAGAAGGAGGAGUUUGCGAGGGUGAAAGAGAGAGAAAGAGAGAAAACGAGUUGCGGUGUGAUGGUCGUUCGACUUCGAUCAAAAAGAACGAAGAGAGAGAAAGAGUGAGUGAGUGAAAGAGAGGAAGAGCGACGAUAGGCCGGGUUUCUAGCUAAGAAGCAGCGGAUGGUUGUAAAAUGGCGGCGGGGCCGGUUGUGUGGCGACUGCUAGAUGGUUGGUCGGUAAGCAUUGACGUCGUUUGAUUCAACUGAAAAGAGAAUAAUCGAGGAGGAUUGUCGUGGUGGAAGAGUAGGUCCGUUUGGUAAGAGUGAAACUGUGGAACGAAACGGAAGGAGCGCGGGCUCGCACGAUUUUCGAAGCAAUUCCGCGCCGCUGGUGAAAGAUGCCGCAUCUGUGCCGGUAGUGAAUAAUUUGGUGGUGUAAUGUUGCGUAGAAAAAUCGCGAUGUGAUCUUUGUGCAUUGUAAGACAAAAAGAGAGAGAGAGAGAGAGAGAGAGAGAGAGAGAGAGAGAGAGAGAGAGAGAGAGACAGAGAGAAAGCGAGAGAGGUAGUUAAAGGGGAAGAAAACGGUGCAGUGUCUUGCACUUGUUCGAAAGGGGAGAGAGAUAUUUUUUGUAGGCUUUUUUUUUAGUCCAAGUCGUGGAUUUACUGUGGUCCAUCAACGGUGUUGGAAGAAGCAGAAAAAGAAGUGGAGGAGAAGGGGAGGAGAAGGUGACGAACGUUUGACGAUAGAAAGAUGACAAGGUCGUCGCGUUCUUCGACAUCGAUGUCGAGCCGUGGUUGUUGUUGUUACCGCUGCUGCUGUCGUCGUCGUCGCCGGUGCAGUUUGGCAGGAGCCGCGAAUGCGACCGCCAGGAAAGCUGCGGAAAGCGUUGCCAGUGAGCAGCUCAGUGGGCGUUACGAUUGAGAAUUUCAUUCCUCUUUUCCUCGGAAUCGUUCUUUUCGCCGUUGGAAGUGGAGGAAGAGGAAGAGGAGGAAAAAACGGUGGAGGACGAGGAAGAAGAUGAGAGGCGCACGCGGUAGCUGCUCCGCGAGUGUUCUCGCAUUAGCGCUUUUUUAUUUACUUUACGCAUCCUAUCCAGUUGAUGGAUUAUUGAAGUGCUACUGCGAUAUUUGCACGGAUACUAAUCACACGUGUGAAACCGAUGGCUAUUGUUUUGCCAGUACGAGCUUGGAGAAUGAUGUCAUCACGUAUGCCAGGAGGUGUUACAAUAAGACGUACUUCUUCCCGGGGCCCGAAUACUCAGUCUGGUGUACAACGAACAUCAUCCAGAAUGUUCCUGACGGUAUCAAGUCCGUCGUUGCUUGCUGCGACCACUCCGACUUCUGCAAUCGCGAGCUAUGGCCCUCUUUUCCUCUUCACGAACUCGAGCCUCGGCAACGUUCUCGAAACGACAACGACCUCGAAGGAGCAUCCGCGUGCGUGAAGGAACUACAUCUUGGUGGAAGAUGGCGAAGAUUUCGAGUCGUUGUCGUCUUGUCAAAAGUGUCGUCGAAUGGGAACGAUUCAACGUGGAUUACUUGGAAAAUGGCCUUGACGAUAGCACUUCCUGUAUGCGCAAUCUGUCUGAUCAUCAUGAUUUUUUAUCACACAUACCUCUCGAAGAAAGAUUCUACAAGACAUUUCCCAGAUGAUUCGUUGGAGGCACCGGAUCGACCAAUCCUGGGAGGUGUCACUAUCAGAGAUAUGUUGGAAAUGACAACUAGUGGUAGCGGUUCGGUAGGUCUGCCACUUCUGGUACAGCGGAGUAUAGCACGCCAGAUUCAGCUUGUUGAGACGAUCGGAAAGGGUCGUUUCGGUGAGGUCUGGCGUGGACGUUGGAGGGGUGAAAACGUUGCCGUUAAAAUCUUUAGCUCGCGAGAAGAAAGAUCUUGGUUUCGAGAAGCAGAGAUCUAUCAGACGGUGAUGUUGAGGCAUGAUAAUAUCCUUGGCUUCAUCGCUGCUGAUAAUAAAGACAAUGGAACCUGGACGCAAUUGUGGUUAAUCACGGAUUACCACGAGAAAGGUUCGCUUUUUGAUUAUCUAAACAGAUUGACUGUAGAUACGAAUGGUAUGAUUAGAAUGGCUUUGUCGAUCGCCACUGGUCUGGCACAUCUUCACAUGGAAAUUGUUGGUACGCAAGGUAAACCAGCUAUCGCUCAUAGAGACCUCAAAUCGAAGAACAUUCUCGUUAAGACGAAUGGUACAUGUGCGAUUGGUGAUCUUGGAUUGGCUGUUAGGCAUGAUGUAAUCACGGACACAGUUGAUAUUCAAUUAAAUAACAGGGUUGGAACCAAACGUUAUAUGGCACCUGAGGUCUUGGAAGAGACGAUAAAUAUGAAUCAUUUCGAUUCGUUCAAAAGAGCAGACGUGUACGCUCUCGGUUUAAUCUUUUGGGAAAUUGCAAGACGUUGUAACGUUGGUGGAAUUCAUGACGAUUAUCAACUGCCCUUUUACGAUUUGGUGCCUUCCGAUCCUACGAUCGAGGAAAUGCGUAAGGUAGUCUGUACAGACAGACAAAGGCCCUCCAUACCAAAUCGAUGGCAGUCGAUCGAGGCUCUACAAGUGAUGUCAAAAGUGAUGAAGGAAUGCUGGUAUCAUAAUGCUGCGGCAAGGCUGACUGCACUCAGGAUUAAAAAGUCUUUGGCCAACUAUGGCGCUAUGGAGGAUCUGAAAUAGAGAAGAUUAGGAGGGACCAUUCCGAAAGUGUCAGUGUUGUUGUUAUGCUUCACAAAUAUAGGAAAUGCGAUCAUAAACUAUAUGUGAAUAUAUGAGAACGUUUGCAUAAACUUUAUUCCAUUAUGCGAGAUAUUCCAGAAGAAUAUAGAAGGGAUUUUUGAAAUCCAGGUGAUUUACAAAUUGUAUUAUUUAUUAAUAGUUUAUUUCUAUUUUUGAUUUUGGAAUUCAAUCAAAAAGUAAUGAAAUUUUGUUUACGAUUUGUUGAUAUUUUUCAAAAAAAUUGUCGAAGGUCUUUUAAUUUGAACGUUGUUAAUUAUUAUUAUUAUUAUUUUUUUUUUCGUUGGUUAGAACACAAUGACAAAGGUAAAGUCGAUCGAAAAAUGCUUUUGGUUAAUCGAAAAAUAAUCUACGUUACAUUACUGCAUAUUUAUUAUAAUGCUAUAAAGAUAAACUACAUAAAUUUAUUCCGUAGUAACGUUUAUGGAUUAAUAUUAAUCGAUAAUUAUAAGUUUAUAUAUUAGUUCGCAUACGUGUGCGUAGGCGAUUACUUGAAAGCAGUGUCGAUUAACCAAAUGGUAUUUUGAAUAAGAAUAGGGUAAUAUAAUAAAACUGAUUUUUAUUUGGUCGAAUGUGUUCUAUGUGAUCUAUAAAGAUUAAGGAACAAAACAGAAUAUUUUAGAUAUUGGAUAUUUUUUUUUUAAUUUAUUUCUCUAUGUUCCGGAUAGUGUUAUUAUUUCGAAAUACUUUUUUCACGCAUUUUUCAAAUUGAACUUAUCGUCGAUGUUUUAACAGUGCGAGCAGAAACCAAACUUUCCGAGAGUAUGUACCAUAUAACACGUGUUACAAGAGAAAUACAUAUACACAGAGAAAUUUCUUUUUUUUUUUUGGCAAUGCAAGCGGGAUGCUGACAUUAAGAAAAAGUAAACAAAACGUGCAAGGUAAUUUUUAUAUUUAUUAUUUUCAACGAGUCUAUGUACUACACUUUUUCGAAAUCGAUAUUUUCAAAAUAAUGCAAGCAAGAAUUAUGAUUUUGAAAAUAUUUCUUUGUAUUACAAUUUAGGAUAAAAUUUUCGAACGUUGAAGUAGUUGUAAAAGUUUCUUCGUGUGAAAUCGGUGAAACUUGAAAAGAUAAGUUUUACAUUGAAACAAAACUAUUUCAAAACAAAAUGAAGAGAAAAAAAGAAAUGUAUUUGAUAAAUCGCAAUUGCAUAAUACGAAGAGCCUUAUCGCGUUUUCGUUGACAUUGGAAGGCCUUUUAUCUACGACCAGUUAUAUUUACUGAUUGACUUAAAUAUACGUACAUACGUAUAUAUGCGCACGUGCGCGUGGGCUUAUAAUGUCUUUAAUGUAAAUGUAACCAAAUGUUUUUCUUAAGACGUAAGUUUGCGUAAUAUUAACGCAAGUUGAUCGCGACAUGCAACGGUAUACCCCGCGAGUAUAUCGAAACGUGUUUCCUUUGUAACACAGGAAGGCUGAAAUUGAAGGGUGCUAAGCUCAAGAGCAACUGUAAAGUAGUGUGAAAGAAGGAGAGCAAGUGAGUUAGUGGUAGCGAGAGUGGCUUGCGCGAGUAUGAAAGAAAGAAAGAAAGAAAGAAAGAAGAAGAAAAAAAAAGAAAUGAAAAAUUGUGAAUGAGACGCUAAUAAUAAAAAGUAAAAAGAAAAAAAAGAGAAGAAAAGAAAAGAAAAAAUAAAAAAAGGAUGGAGAAAGAGAGAAAGAUACAUUGGAGAAUCUAUAUUUUCGGGAAUUUUUUAAUGGAAUGUAAAAGAAAGAGAGAUAAAAAGAAAAAGAAGAAGGGGAUGAAAAAAAACUGUCAUCAUCUUAACGAGUUACAACGUAUGAAUUGUUUACGACGUUGUACUUGUUAUUUAUGAAGCACAAUUUUUCUACUAUUUUUCUCACCAUCUUACUUUCGUUUCUUUUUUCUUCUUCCCCUCUUCUUCUUCUUUUUCUUCGUUUCUUUCUCUUUCGCGUUGAGAACGACGAUCAACAUGAGAACGAGCAUUGUUCGGUAUUUGUGCGACAUGUUGUGUAUAUUGUAUGACAAAAAGCAAUCAUUACGAACGGGAAUUUAUAAAUUUAGCAUAGUGUGAGAUCGAAUGGAAGUAUAUGUUUCUCGUUAGCUUUAUUAGUAUCUUGUCCUCUAAUGAACAUUAACAUUUUCAUUACAGCGAAGUUGUCCAUAAAGUAUAACAUCUGAUACUUUGUCGUAUUAUGCAAAUUAUUGAUUUCUUAUAUAUUGUUAAAUCAAAUUAACAUUUAUAAAAGAAUAUAUGUCAAAAUAUGCUAAUUCAUGCAGAAUUUUGUCGAGUAUCUAUAGUUAUCUUUAGUAAACAGCGAAUGUUCAACGUUGAGUGACUAUAGUCAUUUUUAAUAAGGAAAAAAUUAAACUUAUUUGACUUUUGUUUCAUUGUAAAUAAGUUGUUUGAAAUGAAACAAUAAACAACAACUUUCAAAUGAUUGAAAUAAAAUGAAAUAUUUAAAUGGAUUAAAUAAAAUAAAGUGAGUUUUCUAAUGAUUUGAAAGUCGUCGUCGUUUAUUAUUUCAUUCUUUGGAUAUAAUAAUAGCCUGGUUUAUGUUUAUUAGAGGUUAGGUAUUCAUUAAUGAAGCUGGCGACGAUAAUUUUGUAUUGGAGGAAUUAUGCGAGAACGAUUGAAAAUAAGGCAAUGAUUUUGUACGUAGUAAUGCUCGCGUGAUAAGAAAACUCGUCGAAGACGAAAGAAAGAAGGCGAGAUAGAGAUAGAGAUAGAGAUAGAGAUAGAGAUAGAGAUACAUAGAUGAGAGAGAGAGAGAAAGAGGGAGAGAGGGGGAGGGAGGGAGGGAGGGAGGGAGGGAGGGAGGGAGGGUCAAAUAAUCUUCGUCAUCCAAUAAUCAACAUAAAAGUCUGCGACGUUACAAUUAAAUAUUAUUACGUAGAAAAGGCAAGAGUCCUUUUAAAACACAUAAUCGUAUUUUUAUAUUGUUUUUUACCGAUAACGCCGCGCUCGGUUGCCGUACUCACUUUCUCUUCCGUUUUCUAAAACCACCGAUUGGUGGAAAGAUACUUCGGAAUUCACGUAUAAUAUGUAUAAGUUGAAAAUAUUAGUGCCUACGUUUGGACGAAAGAAAAGAAUUUUUUUCGUAUUUCUUUAUAACUAUAUAAUUAUUCAAGAUACAAGUUAGAAUGACGAAAGAAAGAAAGAAAUUAUUUUUGUUUCUCUAAUCUCGGCAAAGAAGCGAACAUAUAUUUGUUCAUUGGCUUUUGUAACGAUGUAAGAAUGGAUUCGUUUAAUCCAACUGCCGCAGAUUGCGAUAGAAAUAAAAGACUGAAAAAUAUUCAAAUAAUAGUACGGGCUGGAUACAUAUCUCACAGGGUUUAUGCGAACUCUUUUUAAUAAACAUAGCAAAUGAUGUAGAUGAUCCUUUACAAAAAUGAUACGAUUGACAGUAUUACAAAUUUCAUUUCUUCUCACAUUGUGACAAAUAUCUUUUCUUUCUAAUCAGAAUUGAAACUAUGGAUUAUAUCCUGCCAUACCGUACGAUUUUAUUCUAUUAAUGGCAUAACGAAUCGCAUGUCCCAAGACUGUCUAGAUUUAAGCUGGUUGGUCAUUCGAUGACCAUUAUUUACUAUUUUACCGAAUCUUAGGGACCUAAUGAAUGAGCAGUCAAUUUGAAAAUAACAAAUGUCUCUCAAUAGCUUUGAUUAUAAUUAUACUUAUAUCAUCUUCGCAUGUAAAUCGUAAAGAACAAAUGGUCCGAAGUAAAAAUCUUUUUGCUCACCUUUUAUGUACAUUCCUAUUACGAAGUAGGUUAAUUUAUAAAAUGCGUAAACGAGAGGAAGAGCCGUACGCGUCGGUGAAUCUUUAAACACGAUUCGCGUGGUUAAGUAAAUUCAUUAGCCGUUUCGAUAAACGAACGUGGGCCUUUCAUCGACGCGAAAUUUCUGCAGAUAUUUCCAUACUGCUAGUACAACUCUGUGCCAAUACCCAACCGAAUGUUAACUAAAGCAGAAAACCAGUAAUGAUAAUAUUAGCUGCAUCAUCUUCGUAAUUACAUCCUCGCCACCUUCUUUAUAAUAAAUACACAUAUACACACACAUAUAGAUACAUAUUCAUAGGGACGAUACAUUUACACACAUUAUACAUAUAGCUAGGUCAAUCUUUUUAAGGUUUGCAAGUGUAAGUUAUACAGGAAGUCAGAAGAAUUCACAUUGAUGAAACGUCUAAACAUUGCCAGUAUCGUUCGAAACAAUCUUUUUUGCCGAGAAUAAGAAAAGAUUAUUUUCCCAAUUGAAAGAUAAUGUGUUUCCGAAGCGUCGAACCAAUUUCAUUAAAAUAUUCGACGAUGCUAAACUGCCAAAUAAGAUUUUAUCCUCUAUCGUUCUUUCUUUCCAUAUUAAUGGUUUAAGUCGAAACUUGUACAAAUGGAGAGUAACAAUAAAACGAAGAAAAACGUUGCAUCAUUGCGGCUGCAUUUAUGUCAGUAUCGAUAUCGUUAGAGGGAGGAAGAUAUAUGUAUGUACCUUUACGAUGAUAUAGUAUAUAUACAUAUACAUAUAUAUAUAUAUAUAUAUAUAUAUAUAUAUAUAUAUAUAUAUAUAUAUAUAGCGUCUAACUUAUUUUAACACUUUUCCAGUUGAUUAACGGGGUAUUGCGAAGCAAUCGUUAGAUACAGUUAGGACACGCAUAUUCACGCGAAACAAAUUUCUAUGUCGCAUUGUUUUUUUUCAGCGAAAAUAGAUCGGUAGGGUCUUCAAGCUAUAUAUGCCGGUAUACAAAUAGCGAAACGAAAAAGUAAACAAACAAACAAAUAAAGGAUACGAAAAGUGAUUCCAAGAGUAUAAAGUGAGCUCUUUUUAUAACUACGAUUGUAAAUAAUAGACUGUGUCUGAAGCUUUCCAAAUCAUGGAGUACGAUCUUCUUUUAAUAGUUGAGAAAGAGAACUUCGAAUAGAAAAGAUUUUAACGAACGAAAUGCGAGUGACUGGUUUGAAAUUUUCAAGUUGAUUGAAGAAAUUUUAGAAGAUAUCCACGAUUUGGAAAAUAUUACUGAGGUUACGAAGACAACAAAGUUAGCGAUAAAUAAUGAUAAUCGAUAUAAAUAACACAGCUUGGUUUGUUCCUUCUUCCUUUAGCUAAAAGCUUCAUCGUACCUUUUCUUGUUUUUUUUUCUUUUCUUUCUUUUUUUUUUUUUUUUGGACACUGAUAGUUGCUGGAUAUCAUAUUGGCAUCGUUUAUGUAUCAGUGCUUAACCGGGAGCCUAGUAAUCACAGCUUUUUUUGUGUCUAUAAUUAUGAAUCGAUAACAUAUUUUAGAACGGCGAUAUUUAUUGUUUACAUAAAAAUUACAUGAUCAAAUUUAAAUAAUGGCUUCAAUGCUUCCCUCUUAAUAAAUAUAUUAUAAUUAUACUUAUGAAGGACUAUGCGAAAAAUGGUUGCGAUUUACGCGAGAGAUCCGGUGAUUCGCGAAAAUGUGCCGUGAGUGUUAAUAAUUAUUAUUCUCCGCAUUAUUUAUUGGAAUAUUGUAAUAAUGCGAAAAAAGUACAAGUUUAUAAGGAAUCGUAAGAUGAUAAUUGAUAAGAGAUAUCUUAAAUGAAGAAUUUGAUUUUUUAGUUUCAUUAAUCAAGAACGCGAUCUUUGGCCUAUUCUUCUUUUAAUAUGCAUAAUAUUAAUUAUUUUCGAAAAUAUGUAUUAAUUUAUAUCGUAAGGAUCCUGGUGGAAGGUAUAUAAAUAUUUCGUACAACCAAUUUACUUAACAAUAAUUCAAAUGUAAUCUUUUAUUAUUCUAUUUAAUUUUAUCUUUUUUGUUUUUUUUCUUUUACCUUUUUUUUGCAAAAAUACUUUAUGCAGUUAUGAGCAGAACGUUACGAAUGAAAGGGAACACAAAAAUAUCGAGCGAAUUUUCCGAUUUUCUUGUAUUUAUAAUAUAUUACGUCUUUAAAAUAGUGUAAUUAAUUUUAAGCACGUAUCUAUCUUUUUAAUUUUCAUCUAAUCAUAUUAUUAUUAUUACCACUUUGUUAAAAGUUUUUAUUUCCUUCUUCUUUAUUUCUUUCUAAUGUAUAAUAAUCCUGUAAAUAACGAUGUAAAUGUUAUUAUUCAAUGAAAAUUGCGUAUCGAUAGAAUGAACCCUUGUAAUUUUCGUAAUGGAUGGUUGGAUUUACGAGUGA